GAUGAUGACGACGAUGACGACGAUGACGACGAUGAUGAUGAUAAUAACAUCAGAAUCGUCAGUCCACACGUUUUCUCUGGUGUGCCGAACCUGGACACACUGGACCUGAGCAAAAACAAACUGGAUGAUGAGUCGUUCAGCCAACACCCCCUGUCGAACUUGACCUUUCUGAAGAAGCUGAACCUAGAUGGCAACCAGUUUACCAGCAUCCCAGCACUGCCGCCAUCUCUGGAGGAGCUCAAGAUUAGCAACAACAAGCUCAGUGCACUCAGCCCUCACAGCUUCAAAGGUUUGAUGAACCUGUUGAAUCUGGAGCUUAAGGAGAACACUCUCCAUGAGGGCAGUGUGUCACCUCUAGCCUUCAGACCGCUAGAGAGACUUCUGGGCCUCCAGUUGGACAACAACCGCUUCCGUUCCCUCCCCCUGGGCCUCCCCCCCUCUCUUCAGGAGCUGGAGAUGAAUGGAAAUCUGAUUGAAGAGGUGACAGAGGAGGCAGUGAGGGGCUAUGUCCAUUUGAGAGUGCUGGAACUGAGUCACAACCUGCUGCAUGAGCAAGGCAUCACUACCCACGCCUGGAAUCAUCUCAAGUCCCUGGAGGCCUUGGACCUGUCCUACAACAAAUUCACCUCUAUCCCAAUGAAUCUGCCCCGUCGUCUCCAUAAACUGAGCCUCCAACACAACAACAUCAGUCACAUCGCCGCCUUCACGUUCCGCCACAUGCGGUCCAGCCUACAGUCCCUCCUUCUAUCCCACAAUUCCUUGAGCAAUGAGGGAUUGGAACGAGUCUCUUUUGUUGGAGCGUACCACUCACUGGGUGAGCUCCUAUUGGACAACAACCGUCUGGGUGAGGUCCCUCGCUGCGUUCGACAGUUCAAGAACCUGCAGGUGUUGAGACUGGACAACAACCAGAUCAGGCUGGUGAGGCAGUGGGGAGUGUGUCACCCUCGUAAUUCUGGCUCCACCUUGGCUUCGAUCCACUUGGAAAAUAAUCUGCUGGAUGUGGAGAGGAUUCCCCCAAAUGCCUUCUCCUGUCUCACAGAUGCUCAGGGACUGGUCCUCUAUCCACAACGGAGGCUCUCACAUGACCAAUAG
Messenger RNA from Anarrhichthys ocellatus (wolf-eel), 1092 nucleotides. Its product is annotated as extracellular matrix protein 2. Gene Ontology annotation, molecular function: protein binding; heparin binding; collagen V binding. Gene Ontology annotation, biological process: positive regulation of cell-substrate adhesion; extracellular matrix organization. The record is from RefSeq and is a predicted model, not a curated record. The annotation marks the transcript as partial. The transcript is spliced from 7 exons. Gene Ontology annotation, cellular component: extracellular matrix. NCBI's taxonomy places the organism in Eukaryota, Metazoa, Chordata, Actinopteri, Perciformes, Anarhichadidae.